AUGAAUUCUAAAUAUCUUGCUAUUUCAUUGAUGCUCUUUGGUUUAUUAUUCACAUUGGUACAAUGUGAACAAUUGACAUUAAACGAUCGGUAUGCUGAUGACAGUGAUACUGUUGAAAAUGGUGAUGAUAGUUCCGACGAUGUAGAUGAUGCUUCUUUACGUGAAGAGAAACGAGCUAUUCGAGAAUUUCUUCAAAACGAAGAUGAUGCUAGCCAAUUUCUAGAUCAGUCUCGUCGAUUUUUGACCAGUGACACAAAAAGUCAUAUGAAAGAAGCCAAGAAAAAAUAUGAAGAAAAGUGUGAACGUCUCCUUCAUCCACGUUAUUGUCCAGAUCUUGCAACAUGGCCUGCUUGGAAUCAAGCAUGGAACGCAGCAACUGGCAAAAAAUAG
This is a messenger RNA of Rotaria sp. Silwood1, 390 nucleotides long. The record is from the annotation of a GenBank genome assembly. Lineage: Eukaryota; Metazoa; Rotifera; Eurotatoria; Philodinida; Philodinidae.